This is a messenger RNA of Thermothelomyces thermophilus ATCC 42464, 1308 nucleotides long. Its product is annotated as glycoside hydrolase family 71 protein. NCBI's taxonomy places the organism in Eukaryota, Fungi, Ascomycota, Sordariomycetes, Sordariales, Chaetomiaceae. Bases 1 to 1308 code for a protein of 435 amino acids. The transcript has 2 exons. Gene Ontology annotation, biological process: mating projection tip cell wall disassembly. Gene Ontology annotation, molecular function: glucan endo-1,3-alpha-glucosidase activity. The record is from RefSeq and is a predicted model, not a curated record.
AUGGCCGCCUCUUUGGCAUUCCUGCAGAUCCGGGCGGCUAGGGAGGUCUUUGCUCACGUAAUUGUGGGCAACGUGCCCGAGUUCACGCUGGCCGACUGGGAGGAGGACAUGCGGCUGGCGCAGGAGGCCAAGAUCGACGGGUUCGCGCUCAACAUUGCGGCCGAAGACCCGUCCAUCGAGGCGUCGCUGGAGCUGGCGUUCGAGGCGGCCGGCGAGCGCGACGGCUUCUCGCUCUUCUUCUCGUUCGACUACCUGGCGCAGGGCCCGUGGCCGGCCGAGCGCGUGACGGAGCUGGUGAAAAAGUACGGCGCGAGCGAGUCCUACUUCAAGCCGGACGGCCGGCGCCCGUUCGUGUCCACUUUUGAGGGCCCCUCGAACGCGGACGACUGGCGGAACAUCAAGGCGGCGGUCGACGUCUUCUUCGUGCCGGAUUGGUCCUCCAUUCCGGCAAAGGAGGCGGUCGCGGCGGCGGGGGGCGUGGCGGACGGGCUGUUCAGCUUCGACGCUUGGCCCGAUGGGGCGGCCAACAUGACGACCGAGGGCGACGAUGCAUUCCGGGCGGCGCUCGGCGACGACAAGGCGUACAUGAUGCCGGUGGCGCCCUGGUUCUACACCAACCUGCCCGGGUUUGGGGGCAAGAACUGGCUGUGGCGCGGUGACGGCCUGUGGGACGCGCGGUGGCGGCAGGUGGCCGAGGUGCGGCCAGAUUUCGUCGAGAUCCUGACGUGGAACGACUUUGGCGAGUCACACUACGUCGGCCCCGUGCGCGACAAGGAGCUGGGCCUGUUUGAGAGCGCCGACGCGCCCCUCAAUUACGCCCGCGGCAUGACCCACGACGGCUGGCGCCGGUUCCUGCCCUUCUACAUCGACGUCUACAAGACGGGCAAGGUGCCCGACCGGGUCGGCGAGGAAGGGGUUAUGGCCUACUACCGCACCGCACCGGCGCUGGCCUGCCCCGCCGGCGGCACGACGGGCAACAACAAGGCGCAGGGCCAGGCCGAGCUGCCGCCGGAGGAGCUGGUCGAGAACAGCGUCUUCUACGCGGCCCUGCUCGACUCGGACGACGGCGUCGCGGUCGAGGUGUCCAUCGGCGGCAAGAAGCUGCCCGGGCGGUUCGGCACCGUGCCCGCCGCCGGGCCGGGGACGCCGGGCGUGUACACGGGCAGCGCGCCGUUCGGCGGCAACACGGGCGAGGUCGUCGUCACGGUGUCGAGGGACGGUAAGACGAUCGCCACGGUCGAGGGCGGCAAGGACAUCUCCAACGAGUGCGAGAACAAUGUGCAGAACUGGAACGCUGUCGCUGUGUAG